CAAGCAACAAGCUGCACUCGCUCACACACACACACACACGUACACAUGCAGGCACUUCGCGUGCAGGCGUUUCUAAACAUUUGAAUUCUGGUGGAUUUUCUGCUUCUUGGGGAAGAUGGGGAGCAUGUAUAAGGAUGAGCAGGGUGACUGGGUGACGGUCUGUCUCAAGUAUCUGCUAUUUGUCUUCAACUUCCUGUUCUGGAUGGGUGGAGGGGUUGUGAUGGGGGUGGGGAUCUGGACUCUGAUUGAUAAAGCUGAUUAUUUGAGUCUUCUGGCCUCCAGUACAUUCGCCGUGUCGGCGUAUAUCCUCCUGCUCGCCGGCGGCCUGGUCAUGAUCACGGGCUUCCUGGGCUGCUGUGCCGUCAUCCGCGAGCAGAGGAACCUCCUUUCUACGUACUUCUCCUGUUUGCUGGUGAUAUUCCUGAUUGAACUUGUUGCUGGAGUUCUAGCAUAUGUGUAUUAUCAAAGGUUGAGCGAGGAGCUGAAGCAGCACCUGAGUAAGACGAUGACUGAGAACUACGCUCAGCCAGGGAAGGAAGGCAUCACUCAGGCAGUGGACCGUCUCCAGCAGGACUUUAAGUGCUGUGGAAGCAACAACUCCUUAGAUUGGCAGAAUAGUGUGUACGUCAGGUCAUCUGAAUCUGAAAACCGGAUGGUUCCUGACAGCUGCUGCAAGACAAUGACCCAUCGCUGUGGCAAAAGAGACCACCCUUCCAACAUCUACAAAGUGGAGGGAGGCUGUAUUACUAAGCUGGAACAGUUCCUGGCUGACCACCUGCUCAUCAUUGGCGCUGUGGGGAUCGGUGUGGCCUGUCUACAGAUCUGUGGGAUGGUGUUUACUUGUUGCUUGCACAGACGGAUAAAGCUCGACCCAUACUGACCGAUCAGCAGGAGCUCUAUGGGUCACCUCAACUGCUUGCUGCCAGUCCACACACUUGUUUAUUCAUUCCUCCUUUUUUUUUUCCAAACUGCAUGAGUGUGCUUUCCUCCCAGUAUAGUUUUACAUAAAUGUGCAAGUCCUUCUUUUAACCUUCUAUUAAUUUAUUCCUUAAAUUCAUUUAAUCAUCAUUGGAUUUAUUUCCCACAGUCUUGCCACUGUACAGUAAUAUGGGAGUCUCAGCAAGAAUGUAAUGUGGUUAUAUGCUGAUAUCCUAAUAACACAAGAGGCUUUUCAUAAUCUUAUAGGGGGGGGAAAUCAUUAGCGUUUUUUUUUUAU
Clarias gariepinus (North African catfish) is the source of this 1216-nucleotide messenger RNA. It is a transcript of the gene tspan11, whose product is annotated as tetraspanin 11. Gene Ontology annotation, cellular component: membrane. Bases 116 to 880 code for a protein of 254 amino acids. The record is from RefSeq and is a predicted model, not a curated record. The transcript has 8 exons. Lineage: Eukaryota; Metazoa; Chordata; Actinopteri; Siluriformes; Clariidae.